This is a messenger RNA of Dermacentor andersoni, 2423 nucleotides long. It is a transcript of the gene Ns3, whose product is annotated as nucleostemin 3. Gene Ontology annotation, cellular component: cytosol. Gene Ontology annotation, biological process: ribosomal subunit export from nucleus. Gene Ontology annotation, molecular function: GTPase activity; GTP binding. NCBI's taxonomy places the organism in Eukaryota, Metazoa, Arthropoda, Arachnida, Ixodida, Ixodidae. The record is from RefSeq and is a predicted model, not a curated record.
ACCACUAUGGAAGGUACAGUUUCUCUUCUCUAAUCCUGGGUCUUUAUUCUAUGCUAAUAUAUCUCGCUGCGAGUUCGUCCACGUGUUGCGCUUGUUUUGGGCCCGUGACAACCACUAGAAAUGACCAAGAAAAAACGCGGAGGGCUCUUGGGCCGCAGCCUGAUCAAGCAGAAACCCACGAGCAGACUCUACGACUCCUCGGCGCUUCACACGACAGAGCUGAACGAUGGCUACGACUGGGGCCGGGCCAACGUCACCAGCAUCACGGAGCAGAAUGACCUGGAGGAAUUCCUGGCGACAGCUGAACUAGCAGGCGUUGACUUCACAGCUGAGAAGCAGAAUGUGACAGUGGUCAGCGUGGGCAGUGUGGUACGAGGUGUGCUGUCUGAACGAGAGAGAGCCAACCUGCACAAUCUGCACGAACAACACAAAGACCUGCUGCGCAUCCCAAGGAGACCUCCCUGGGAUGAAAGCACCAGCGCUGAGGAACUUCAUGCCUUGGAGAAGGAGAGCUUUGUGGCCUGGCGGCGACAACUGGCCGAGCUCCAGGAGACAGAUGGCCUGAUGAUGACGCCUUAUGAGAAGAACCUUGAGUUUUGGCGCCAACUCUGGAGGGUCAUCGAGCGUAGUGAUGUGGUGGUGCAGAUAGUGGACGCCCGGCACCCACUGCUCUUUCUGUGCGAAGACCUGGUGCGGUAUGUGGCCGAAACAGAUGCCAGUAAGCGCAACCUGCUGCUCCUCAACAAGGCUGACCUGCUUACCCGACCGCAACGUGAGGCAUGGAGCAAGUACCUGGACUCUGUUGGCAUUCGGGCAGUGUUCUUCUCUGCACUGCUCGAGGGCAAGGAUGAGAAGGCCAGCUGUAAUUUAGAUGGCCCAUAUGCUGAGGAAGAGGAGGACGAAGAGACGAGGAGGCCAGAGAGUCCAGUGGAAGACACUGCUGCUGAAUCCAGCAGUGGUGGUUGCUCCUCCAAGGAUGCAGGGACGUGUACGGAGGUGAACAGUCCCGACCUGUACAGAAAGGAUGAGCUGCUGCAGCUGUUCCGCACCAUCCACCCCGAGUCCAAGCAGUGCAACGGCAAGACCGUUAUUGGCCUGGUGGGCUACCCCAACGUGGGAAAGAGUUCGACCAUCAACGCACUCAUCCGCUGCAAGAAGGUCUCGGUGUCCACUACACCGGGCAAGACCAAGCACUUUCAGACGUUGAACCUGGACGAUGAGCUGUGCCUGUGUGACUGUCCUGGCCUGGUGUUCCCCAACUUUGUGAGCAACAAGGCUGAGAUGAUUGUGCACGGAAUCCUGCCAAUUGACCAGAUGACAGACCACGUACCCCCCGUCAACCUUGUGGCCAGCCUGAUCCCAAGGCACGUGUUGGAGUCCACCUACAGCAUUUGCCUGCCAGCACCCCACGAGACCGAAGACCCGGACAGGGCGCCCAUUUCGGAGGAACUGCUCAAUGCCUAUGGAUACAUGCGAGGAUUCAUGACGCAGAGUGGGCUACCAGAUAACCCACGUGCAUCGCGCUACAUUCUGAAAGACUUUGUCAACGGGAAGCUGCUCUACUGUGUAGCGCCACCUGGUGUAGACCAGAAGGAGUAUCACACGUUCCCACUAGCCCCCAGCAAAACGCGUCGGCCUCUGCUCACUUUUGACCGGCCACCACAGAUGCGGCGGACACAGGACCGCAAGACAACAAGCAAGGACAUUGAUAGGAGCUUCUUUCAAAAGGUUGCUCCCCAGGCACACGUGAAGGGCCGCAUUGGCCCAGGAAUGGCAGGAGCAAGUGGUGCUGACAGUCUGUCGACAGACAGCAAGCCCUGGAAGAAGCAUCACAACGCAGGCAAGAAAGAGAAGCUAAGAAGAGUCUACGCAGAGCACGAUGCGUGAUCAGCUUCAUUGUGUCUAGGCCCUUUGAGCUGGGAUUGUUCUCUAUGGUCGUCACUCCUGUGUUCCUAGGACCUCUUGUGUCACUCAUGGGCAAUUUGAGAGGCUGUCAUUAAGAGGGCUCAGGAUGUGAAUGUUUUCCCGAAGUGGCUGACAUCUGUUUCUUGAUGCAACAUGUCUUUGUGGGCAGUGUUUCACAGAAAGAUGAAGGCUUUUGAUGCAGAUAAAGGAGGAGAGGAUGGAUGGAAGAGCAUAUCUCUGAGCUGGCACUCUUCACCAGUGUAAGGGGAGAGGUGGAUGGCAGGUGAUCAUGCAGUAAUAAUGUGAACAUACAAAGCAUCCAUUACAUGGUAUGCGUGCUGUAUGUGCAGAGAUAGUAUAUCCACUCAAACUGUGCUUGUGUAAACACACCAACUGCUAUUCAGCUUCAGCUGUGGUGGGACUGAAAAAGUCGGUAAGAUCUGUGUAUUGUGCAGCUAUGGACCUGUUGUCUCUGACUAUGGUCACUGCAAAUAAAUCAAGUUAUUGGUUUGUCUUUA